Didymodactylos carnosus is the source of this 2352-nucleotide messenger RNA. The record is from the annotation of a GenBank genome assembly. Lineage: Eukaryota; Metazoa; Rotifera; Eurotatoria; Philodinida; Philodinidae.
AUGCAGAUUCGUUAUAACGGUUGCAAGGGAACUUUAUCCGUAAAACCAGAACUUGACAAUCGACAACAUCAAUUAGUUGUUCGAGAGAGUAUGGAAAAAUUCGAGAGUGAACAUUAUAUGUUAGAAGUGUGUAAAGUAUCAUCACCAAGACCAUUGUAUCUAAAUCGUCAAACCAUAGUAUUACUUUCAAAUCGUGGAAUUCCAGAUUCGAAUUUUCUCGUAUUGCAAAAUCAAAAUCUUUUGUGGCUUGUUCAGUCAUUUUUAAACAAUGAAUAUGCCUUUAAACUUUUAAAUGAGAAAGUUUUAGAUGUGUUUCCAUUCAAAAAAUUAGCAAAAUACAUCGAUUUAGUCAAUGAAAUAUUCUUUAAAGAUUUGUUGAUUGGAUGCUGUCUAACCAAUGUUUUGGAGUUACUAAAACGAACAAGAAUCAAAAUUCCGAAAAUGGAAGCGAGAAAUAUGUUUGGAAUUGUUGAUGAGUACCGUGUAUUAGAAUAUGGACAAGUAUUUAUCCAAUAUACACCAAUGUAUGAAGAAGAAAUAAACGGUGAACGUCGUCAAAGAGAAGAUCCAAAAAUUUUAAACAACUGUUUAGUUGCAAUAACAAAGAACCCGUGCCAUCAUCCGGGUGAUAUUCGAACAUUUAACGCGGUUGAUCAUCCUAAAUUAAGACAUUUGAAAGAUGUUGUGGUAUUCCCGCAAAAAGGACCCCGUCCUCACUCAAAUGAGAUAAGUGGCUCAGAUUUAGAUGGUGAUGAAUAUGCGGUUAUAUGGCACGAGGAUCUUGUUCCAAACACAGAAAACUAUGAGGCGUAUGUAUAUGACACACAAGACAAUCUACCAAAACAUCCAGGUGCAAUUACGCGUGAGGACAUCAACAAGGUUGUCCUAGAUAUAGCUGAACAAGAUUGUUUGGGACGCUUGUCAAAUCUUCAUUUGGCUUAUGCUGACCGUCUUGGUGUCGAUGAUGAAAAAUGUAAGGAGUUAGCCGGUGUUAUUAGUAAAGAAGUAGACUCAGGAAAAACAGGCAUACAUCCAAUGUCAGAGGCACAAAUCAAAGAAUUAGCCAAGGGACUAGACAACAAACGACCUGAUUUUAUGGAAAAUAAAAAUAUGGAAUCAUAUGCAUCUUCUUGUAUAUUAGGGAAACUAUAUCGUGCAUCUUGUCGAUCAAUUUCGGGUUGGAAUAAGUUACUUUCUUAUCAUAGACAUUUGAAACAUUUUCAUAUAGCAACUCCUAAUGAUGAAGAUGAACAAUCUCUCACUAUAGAAAAAUACGAGCAAAAAAUAUACAUUGAUGAACUGUUACUUCAUGAAAACUAUAAACAACACAUAGGAAUAGCUGAAAAGUUUUUCUAUGUUUAUAAACAAGAAUUAUUAGAAAUUCUUAGUCUCUAUCACUUACAACAUGAAACGGAUUUAUUCUGUCGUGGAUCUAAACAAAAUGAGAUUGAAGAUUCUGCUCAAUGUGAAUUUCAACAAUUAAUUGAUCGCAUGAAACACGGUUUCUAUUUAUAUGUUAUAAACAUUUGUCCAUCGGCUAAUUGUUCACAAGAAGAAUACUGUGAUAGUUGUCUCGAUCAUUACAGAGCACUCUCAUCUGCUUGUUAUUAUCAUUGUUAUCAAGAAGCAAAUAAAGCAACAAGUAGACGUCAACAAAUUCUUAGUUUCCCGUGGAUAUUUGGUCGCUACUUGAUAGCAGUUAAAUUAGAAAAUUUACGAGGAAAAGAAGAAAAGUCUUCAACUAAUCGAAUUUUUGGUAUGGCGAUGUGUAAUGCUCUACAAAAAUUGAUCAAUGAAAACAAUUUAAGAUUAGAAGUGAAUACAGACCAUGGCCUAGCAUUAGUAUUAUUCAAUAAACAAAGUUCUGGAGUUCGUUCGUCUAAUCGUCAAAGAUUAAAUUAUGAAAUAGAUUGGAAAAUAAUUGUAUUUAUUGAAAUAAUAAACGAUUGGCUAAAUAGAGAGCAGAAAAUAUUGUCUAAAGAUAUUCAAGAUACGGAAAAUGAAAUAAGUCGAAAACCAUUAGUUUCAUAUGAGUGUUGGAAUACUAUAUUAAUAAAAUUUAUUAAGAAAUAUUCAACAUCUUCAACUACAAAUUUUAAUGAAUUGUCUAUUGGAUUUCAACAAAAGUCUUCUCCUCGUAACGAUGUAUAUUAUGGAUAUAUUAUAUCUUGCUUUAAUGAAUGGAAUAACAAUGAAAACUUUAACAAUGAGAUGUUUGAUAUAUUUUAUAAACUUUUAAAUAUUUGUUUUGAGCAUUCACUUGAUACAGAAGAUAAUUCAUUUGCUUAUCUAAGUGAAUACAUUAUAUUAUUUUUACAACAAAUUGCAAUUCGAAAAGAACUCAAAAACUAA